GAGUUUUGAGAGUGGAAGGAGUGUUUUUAACUGUAAGAAAUAAUAUAAGAGUUGGCUAACAGGUCCGAAGUGACAAGUUUCAACCUCUAUGUGUAGGUUUCAUUUGAUGGCAUCAUUCAUAAUUUUUGUCUCUGAUUCAUUGAGGGAGUAAAUGAAUCCACAGUGAGUGAAGCCUCGCAAUUGCAUGCUUCUUUGCAAUAGCAAGUGCCGUCAGAUUCAGAUUGGAAUUGGAAUCCACAGUUGAAUUUGAAUUUAUGCUGUUGGGCUGCCGCCGGUUCCGGAUUGACUGGUGAAUCGGUGAAAGAUGCGACGACGGGCUGCCGAUUUUCGGCGCCCGGUUCGACGGAGGUUUUCAUAUUGGAUCUGGCUUCUCCUCGCCUUCUCCUCUAUUAUUGCUCUCCUUCUCUUCCUUCUCCAACACAACCACCACCACCGAGAUCCGCAUCAUUAUCCUUUGCCGGAGAGAAAUGAAAGAGUUGAACAAUUUGCUAAGGAGAGUUUGAAUUUUACUCAAGAGAUUUUAAGUGUUACAUCAUUCUCACGACAGUUAGCAGAACAAAUGAUUGUGGCCAAAGCUUAUGUGGUUAUUGCCAAAGAGCAUAACAAUCUUCACCUUGCCUGGCAGCUUAGCUCAAAGAUCAGGAAUUGCCAACUUUUGCUUUCAAAAGCGGCCAUCACAGGUGAGCCCAUCACGUUGGAGGAAGCUGAGCCAAUUAUUAGAAGCCUUUCUCUUCUGAUGUUUAAGGCACAAGAUAUCCAUUAUGACAUUGCAACCACAAUAGUGACCAUGAGAUCACAUAUUCAAGCUCUAGAAGAGCGAGCCAAUGCAGCAAUAGUUCAAAGCACCGUGUUUGGUCAAAUAGCAGCUGAAGCAGUACCCAAAAGUCUUCACUGUCUAAAUGUUAAACUCAUGUCCGAUUGGCUAAGGAUGCCUUCCCUGCAGGAACUCUCAGAUGAUAGGAAAAACUCCCCACGGCUUGUGGACAACAAUCUAUAUCAUUUCUGCAUAUUUUCAGAUAAUGUACUGGCAACAUCUGUAGUUGUAAACUCAACUGUCUCCAAUGCUGACCAUCCAAAGCAAUUGGUCUUUCACAUUGUCACUACUGGAGUCAGUUAUGGGGUAAUGCUAGCGUGGUUCCUACGCAAUGACUUUAAAGGAGCCACCAUAGAGAUACAGAACAUUGAGGAGUUUCAUUGGUUGAAUGCAUCUUAUUCUCCACUUGUCAAGCAGCUCCUCAAUCCUGAUUCAAGAACCUUCUAUUUUGGAGCAUAUCAAGAUUUAAAUGUUGAACCCAAAAUGCGGAAUCCCAAGUAUCUUUCUUUAUUGAAUCAUCUUCAGUUUUACAUCCCUGAGAUUUAUCCGCAACUCGAGAAGGUUGUCUUCCUGGAUGAUGACCUUGUAGUCCAGAAGGAUCUAACCCCACUUUUCUCACUGGAUUUGCAUGGGAAUGUGAAUGGUGCUGUGGAAACUUGUCUUGAAGCAUUUCAUCGAUACUACAAGUAUCUCAAUUUCUCAAAUUCAGUUAUUAGCUCGAGAUUUGAUCCACAGGCAUGUGCAUGGGCAUUUGGUAUGAACAUUUUUGACUUGGUUGCAUGGAGGAAGGCAAAUGUGACCGGAAGAUAUCACUAUUGGCAAGAGCAGAAUGCUGAUGGGACACUCUGGAAGCUGGGGAUACUUCCUCCUGCUCUUCUGUGUUUUUAUGGUUUGACAGAGCCACUUGACAGAAGAUGGCAUGUUUUAGGAUUGGGUUAUGACCUAAAUAUUGACAAUCGACUUAUUGAAAGUGCGGCAGUCAUUCACUACAACGGGAACAUGAAGCCGUGGUUGAAGUUAGCCAUAGGCAGGUACAAGCCACUAUGGGACAAGUACAUAAAUCAAAGUCACCCUCAUCUUCAAGAUUGUGUCACAAGUUGAAAUGCACUACUUCUCGAUUGCUGAUGGAUUAUGCAAUCUCAGAUUAUUUUAUAUUCUUGAUCUUUGGUUGCCUAAAUGUAGAGUCAGAAGUAGAAUUUUUUUCUUUUCUAGGAAUUAUUUUUCAUCCCCUCUCUUAUCUAUUCCCCAAAUUUUCUUUUGAAUCAAUCUUGAAAGGAAGCAGAAUGAUUUCUUAUACACGACAAAGUUUAUAUGCGUUAGGUGAAGAGAUAUGGGAGAAAUCCAUUUUUGGCCGGGAGGGCUAUCUUUUCCCUUUAUGCAAGUGGUAGAGUGAUUGUUCUUUAGUAAUUCUUGUAAUAAUUUAUCAGCUCUUUCAAAUAGCAAUGUAAUCGAAUGAAAACAUUUUUUUCCUUUUC
Messenger RNA from Vigna angularis (adzuki bean), 2289 nucleotides. RefSeq names its product hexosyltransferase GAUT11. The transcript is spliced from 2 exons. Gene Ontology annotation, molecular function: polygalacturonate 4-alpha-galacturonosyltransferase activity. The record is from RefSeq and is a predicted model, not a curated record. NCBI's taxonomy places the organism in Eukaryota, Viridiplantae, Streptophyta, Magnoliopsida, Fabales, Fabaceae. The coding region runs from base 305 to 1915 and encodes 536 amino acids.